AGUGGGAACAUUGUCGUAAUCCCCAUCUGCCCUCUCUUUUGAAAACACUCUUAGCUUUGUCGGGGUCGCCGGUGCUUUUUAGCCCCUCUCCGUCUCAGUCAUGAAGGGUUUCACGUCAGGCUGUAGGAAAGCAUGGAAAGGAUGACCGGGGAAGCGUGGAUUUCCUGUGACUUCGAGCAGACCUGGGCCUCACUACGCGAGGGAGGCCUCAAAGUCAGAGCAUGCCAUGCAGUAGCGUGGUGAGGCAGUGGGAGAUCAGGCCCACAGUCGUGCUGCGUGGGAUAAAAGACACCAGGGUCCUCAUGUGGCAGUGGAUUCAGGGGCUGAACCGGGCCUGCAGGCAGAGCUGGGGCUACCGAGUUAACUACAAUGCAGACCAAGCAGAACAGGAGAUGGUGUGCCUCGAGCCCAUGGGAUCAGAGCGGAUGGAGAUGCGAAAGAGGCAGAUGUCGGUGCAGCAGGAGUCGGCAGCGGGGGGAACUGCACCGGCCCAGCAGGACCAGCCGGGCCAGGCCAACCCACGGAGCUCCAACGCUUGUUGCUUCUGCUGGUGCUGCUGCUGUAGCUGCUCCUGGAACGAAGACAGGGAUGAAAGGACUCGAAAGGCAUCGUAUGACGUCAAAGAAGAGACCUCAGACUGUGAAGACUGCCCGAAGCCCACGCUGGAGGAGGUGCGCGUGUGGGGACAGUCGUUUGAUAAGCUGAUGGGCUGUCCAGCGGGGAGGAACUCUUUCCGGCUAUUUCUUCGCACCGAGUUCAGCGAAGAGAACAUGCUGUUCUGGCUUGCAUGCGAGGAGUUCAGCAAAGAGACCAAUAAAAGUGUGAUCGAGGAGAAAGCCCGGCUCAUCUACGAGGACUACAUCUCCAUUCUCUCGCCAAAAGAGGUGAGUCUCGACUCCCGAGUGCGCGAGGCAAUUAACAGGAACAUGCCGGAGCCCAACUUGCACACGUUUGACGACGCCCAGUUGCAGAUCUACACGCUAAUGCAAAGAGACUCUUAUCCCCGCUACUUGAACUCCCCAGCGUACAAAAACCUGCUCAACACUCUGUCAGAGCAGUCCCCCGAAUCUUAGGGUGGCGACGACAACCUGUGAUCUUUUAACCCUCUUUGCCCUUUCUUAGUCCUUGAAUCCUCCACCACCCACCCGAUCCCUACCCCCAGUUUUUGAAGAAGAAAAAAAAUUUGUCUUUGUAUGUUCAGUGUAGGAUUACAUGAGCCAGGCCUCAGGGCCCGGCCCCUCCCAGGGAUCUCAGUGCUUUUGUGAUCUGCACCUGACCGAAGACACUCAGGUCUGAAAAACCUCCCGAGGGCUCGACAUCACAUGUACUGCUACAUAUCGACAUAGCAAAACACUCCAAAGGAAUACAAAUAACACUUUAUUUCUGUUUCUUUUUCUCCUUUUUUUGAUAGAAAUAUUCUAUUUUAUUUGUGUUCAGAGUUUUUUAUGGUCUGUUGUUUUUUGUAUGAUUGUUUUGGGGGAAAAUGAUUCCUACUGUAGACUACAUAUACAUAUAUAUUUAUGAGUUUGUAAAUAGUUCAAAUGAAAUUGUGGGUAUUUUAUGUGGAAACGCCUGGUUCUAUUUACUGCGUAUGAAAAUCAAAGCUCAAGUCAAAGCUACACAUUAGCUUGACUUGCAGGCAGCUUUGUGGGGUACUGUUUUAUUUUUUAUUCUUAUUUGGUUUCACUUUGUUUUGUUACCGAACCUCAAACUUCAGUACCUGUGGCAGCGACUUGGCAACUCCAGUUCACGCACAGCCUGUGCGCAGUUUAAAAUGCUGUAUGUAUUGAACUGAUAGAGUGCAAAAAAAAAAAAAAGUAUCAGUAAUGGUGAAGAAUGUUUUAUCUUUUAUCAAUUGCCUGCAAAAGACAGUGUUUGUUUUUUCAAUGCUAAUGUUACACAUAGCACACCUGAUAGGUUUAUUAAAGAUUUAUUGGUGUAACAUUUGAAACUAAGUAAGUAGAUUUCACCAGAAAAAGUAUUUUAUUUCAUAUUUCAACAUCUAAAAUUAUAUUUAAUUAUUUUGAUAAAGAACAUAACAAAGAAAAUUAAGACAUUUUAUUCAAGAUAUUUUAUUUGAUGGGUCUGCAAUUUUCCUAACACUUUCCAAGCCUUUCCUUAUAAUAGCUACAUUCUGUCACUUCAAAAGAGGCAAUUAGACUUAAACAAAAUAAUAAUAGGCGAGUUUUCGAAAUAUGCUGCAGUUUUAUUGUAAAGACAUAAACCAUAUUUCCACAACUCUUAUUUUAGAUUAAUAAUAAUAAUAAUAAAAUCAAGUGCAUGGCUAUGCUGCCAAAAAUAGCCAAACAGUGAUGUUGAUACAUUUGCGGUGUCAAACUCAACACACUGUUCACCUAAGAAAAACAGAGUAAUAGCAAAGUCGAGUUCAUCUGCAAAUUUUUUUCAGUGAGGGGGACAAAGUCAGCAGAAAUGUUGUCUGAGAGCCGUAGCUUGGAGACCUAGCAAACCAGCACCCAACAGGGGGAUUUAAAAUUGCCCAAUGGUAAGCCCAGUCUGCCAGGAAUGCACCAUGAUGAGGAAUUACUGCUUUAGAGGAAAAGUGUAAAUGGAAAUACUGUCGAAACAAAUCCUGGCAGCAUUCAGGUAGAGGUAAUUUCUGCUCCAGUUCUGACCAGCAUUGUCACUUUGAAGCCCAUGUUUCUAAACAACUUGCCCUAGAUUACCUUUGAUUAGGGAGUCAUGCAGUGGUUGGAAAAGUUUCUCUUUUCUCUACAUAAUCCAUCCAUGUUCUUUUGUGUGUAACUGUAUUUUAGUAAUAUAGCUGUCAGACCGUUAUUCAGACGACGCCUUCACACCAUCAAAACUCUACAAGUCCAUUUGUAGUUAGUUUACUCCCUGUCUGUGUUUAAUACCAGACAGUUUUCGGUAUAGAAUUGUAGAUUUGUUGCAAAAGUGCCCGCUAUAUUCUUUUUAUGUCUCGCCAAAAAAAAAAAAGCCACAUAUCCAUGAGACAUAUUUCUGUUAAAAAGGUAUAUUUCAACAAUAAAACAAUCCAUGAUCUGCCUACAGCCACACAGAGAGACAGCUUUAAAACUGGUGCCAUUUCAGAUGCAGCGUCAUCAUUUAUAUAAAGACCCAUUUAUAUGGAGUGUGAGGUCAGGAUUGCCAGCGUCACCCUUUCAUGUUCCGUGUUGCUGGCAAAAGAGCCACAUUACUAUACUCAAGCAGGGCAUGAAACAUAAAGGCAUGCUGAGAUCUGGAGCUAAAAAGUCAAAAGCCCAUAAACAUGGUGCACACAUCAAUACUCAGAUUUUUUUAGAAAAUUAGCGUCUUAAGAUUUCAUUUGAUGUGUUGUUGAGAUGGAAUAUGGCACUCUGGGUGUGAAGCUUGUUUGAUAACUUAUGUUAACAUUUUAACAAACAGGAGAUUCCUCAAUACGCCUCCAGAACAUGUCCAGACUGAGAAUUAUCAUAUAGUUCGACAGGUUUUCCGCUCCAAGAAUCUCUGUCAAUUAUUAUUCAUUUACAGCAAUAUUUUUAAAGCAUUACUGACUGCAUGUGUUUUAAAUAUUCUCUUUACACUGAAAUUACAGUUCCCUCCUGGUUUCAGCCAAUCAGCACAGUGCCCAUGAUUCAGAAAGUAAAGAAUAAACAUAAAAUCGGUCUAUCUGGUAUUGCCUUCCUGCUUUGGGGGGUUCAUUGAAAAAAAGCUAUUUUUUUCAGAAAGACACGUUUUAAAAAUGACUUAUCUGCUUAAAAAAGCAACUGAAGGGCUGAAUUGUUUUACAUUUAUUUCAUACUUUCAAGUUUUCUGGGGUUUUCUGGCUCUCCUCUAUAUACUCUCAAAAAUUUCACGAUGACAUUCAUCCAACUUAAUAAAACAGUUUCGGUUAAUGCUGUUUAUUGACUUGUUGGGGAAAAAAGAAGCAACCACAUCAUUUUCAUGAGCAAUAACUAAAAGUAAAACUUUAAAGUGUGUCCAAAGAACAGGCAGGAAAGUCAUGAGAAAUUACAGACCUGUUAAUAAAGCAUCACCGUGAGAUUUAUCAUAAAAUAGUCAUAUAUAUAUUUGAAAAUGUAUAUAAAAUAUUAUGGUCAGAAUUAAUGGCAGGGGGGUCUUGCCAGGUUAGCAUAAACACCAAAGCUAUCUUGUAUACUGUGUUCAUAUGUUUAAAGAGGGUUUAGACUAAAAUUGGAGUUGCCAAGUGUUUAAUACUUAUAAUAUCUAGUUUUAUUUGAAUUUCUUUGUUGCCUCACGUCGUGUCACUCGAAGACAAGAUCCUCACAUGGGGAAGUGCCUUGACAUUCAGUUUUCUGACAUCUUUCUCAUGGGCAACAGUUGUUCGCUGACAUUGCGCCGGAAGGUCGUUCACUGGAGCGCGGCUCCAGUUUUACCGGAAAUUGUCCCUCUCAUUGGCCAAAACGUCACACGUGUUUGGUCUCGAUUCCUCUCUCGUGAGUACAUCGGUUUCACGGCGACAGGAAGGAGCGCCUCUUUGUCAGCUGAAGACGGAGAUCGCUGCGUCCAGGGCUGAGGAGAUGGAGCUUUCUUGCCGACCUUUGUGCUUCAUGGUGGCACUUGUCUUAGAGUUAACUCAAACUCACUACAUAUGAUGUGCAAUUUGAGCUGAAGGGUCCCAUUGUGCAGAUCAACCUCAAAACACAAUCUAAGCCAAUGGUUUGGAGUGAUGCCUAUAAUUGUUUCUUCUGUUUACUUUAUGAAAUGUGUUAUUUUGCGCUGAGUUUACCUAUAAAAACAUUUUUUGAAGAAAAAAAAAAAAAACAACAACAACAAUGUGAAUGUUUACAGUAUGGUUUAGUUUUUUUUGUUUUGUUUCGUUCUGCUUCUUUCCAAGAAAUAAAUUGACUUGUGGGCAUUUCGAUUGAAAAAAUAUAUAUAUAAUAAAGCACAAUAAUUUUACUCA
Fundulus heteroclitus (mummichog) is the source of this 4885-nucleotide messenger RNA. It is a transcript of the gene rgs20, whose product is annotated as regulator of G protein signaling 20. NCBI's taxonomy places the organism in Eukaryota, Metazoa, Chordata, Actinopteri, Cyprinodontiformes, Fundulidae. The transcript is spliced from 5 exons. Bases 222 to 1073 code for a protein of 283 amino acids. The record is from RefSeq and is a predicted model, not a curated record.